Molecule: messenger RNA, 835 nt
Organism: Trichomycterus rosablanca
Lineage: Eukaryota; Metazoa; Chordata; Actinopteri; Siluriformes; Trichomycteridae
Product: maternal B9.15 protein
Exons: 5
Coding region: 32-835 (267 amino acids)
Biological process (GO): negative regulation of mitotic cell cycle; negative regulation of cell population proliferation
Cellular component (GO): nucleus; cytoplasm
Source: RefSeq, a predicted model, not a curated record
GUCAGUGAAGGUCUUAAUAAAUGCUAGGAAGAUGAAGAGAGAAGUGAGUGCUGCUGUGAACUUUCUGAAAUGCAUGGCCUUGAAACGAGGAGGUGUUGAGGAAAGCAAGGCUGAAGUGUUUUCCGCCAAACUACAAGAGCUGCUGUGCGCGAAGUACACGGACCACUGGUACCCUAAAAAUCCUAACAAAGGACAGGCAUUCAGAUGCAUCAGGAUAAACAAGACAUCACCGUUAGACGAUUCAGUACAACAAGCCUGUGAGAAAAGCGAGCUAAGGCCGUCCGAGCUGGGUCUCCCCCGCGAGAUUACCCUAUGGAUCGACCCACUUGAAGUGUCUGCACGAUCGGGUGAGAACUGCAGGCAUUUCACAGUGGCUCAGUUCAGCGAGGAAGAACAGGAAGCAGAGAAUAACAAACACCCUGAAAGGAUAGUGUCUGGGAAUCUGGACACGUCAGACUACCACUCGGCUAGCUCCUCUGACUGCGGUUCCACCAGUUCGAGUGACGCUGAGGAUGAGGUGAAGGAAGCAGAGGUGGAGAAAGUGAAAGACAAAGUGGAGAGUAAGAAGAAGGCAGAGAACAAGGAUUCUGUGAUUACAAUGGUACCCAGGUUAAGGAACCCAAAGGCACGAAAAAUCCCCACACCUCAGCUGGCAGGAAUGCAGUACUUAUACCAUCCAACACCAGUGUGGUCUCCAUAUAAGAAAAAGAACCCAAUUUUUGUUGCUGCAGUCUGCGCUCCUCCUCCACCUCCUGUUCUCGGCUACUACGUCUUUCAAAAAGCCCCACCUCAGUUCAUCGUGCCUCAUGCCAGUCUGCAACCAGCUAAAGGGUAG